CAGAACAAACGACUAUUCGUGGCAACCAAGCAGCAGCACAGCGGCGGUGGAAGUCUAGCAGAGAUGGCCUCCCUUCUCCAGCCAGAUAGAGUCGUCUAUCUGGCUCGUGGGGAGAAAAAGAUCAGAGCUCCUUUAUCCCAUCUGUAUUUCUGCCGAUACUGUAGUGAGCUAAGAUCCUUAGAAUGUGUGUCUCACGAGGUGGACUCCCAUUAUUGCCCCAGCUGCUUGGAAAACAUGCCAUCUGCAGAGGCUAAACUUAAAAAGAACAGGUGUGCCAACUGUUUUGAUUGCCCAUGUUGCAUGCACACCCUGUCGACUCGAGCUACAAACAUCCCUGCUCCUCUGCCUGAUGAUCCUACUAAGACCGCUAUGAAGAAGGCCUACUACCUGGCCUGUGGCUUUUGCCGCUGGACCUCCAGGGAUGUGGGAAUGGCUGACAAGUCAGUGGCCAGUGGUGGGUGGCAGGAGCCUGAAAACUGUCAUACUCAGCGGAUCAACAAGCUGAUAGAGUAUUACCAGCAUCUGGCUCACAGAGAGAAGCAGGAGCGAGACAGGAAGAAGCUGGCGAGGAGACGACAGUGCAUGCCUUUGGCUUUCUCGCAACACACAAUUCAUGUGGUGGAAAAGUACGGCCUUGGAACACGGCUGCAGCGGCAGAGGUCUGGAGCGCCCAUUUCCACUCUGGCUGGUCUUUCCCUUAAAGAGGGGGAGGACCAGAGGGAGAUCACCAUUGAGCCUGCACAGGCUCUUGAUGAGGUUGAGCCUCUGCCUGAAGAUUGUUACACUCGACCUAUCAGUUUGCCAGAGGUUACUACGCUGCGCCAGCGACUUCUGCAGCCCGACUUCCAGCCUGCCGGAGCCUCUCAGCUGCAUCCGCGACACAAACACCUCCUGAUGAAGCGCUCACUGCGCUGCAGGAAAUGUGAGCACAACCUGAGCAAGCCCGAAUUCAAUCCGACUUCAAUCAAGUUUAAAAUUCAGCUGGUGGCUGUGAGUUACAUCCCUGAAGUGAGAAUUAUGUCCAUUCCAAAUCUGCGCCACAUGAAGGAAAGCCAAGUGCUGCUGACCCUGACCAACCCAGUGGAGAACAUCACCCACGUUACCCUGGCUUCUUGUGAGGAGGAUGAUCCCGACGACAUCAACAGCACUGCAGAGGUCAUUGUGCCCCGUAAGGAGCUGGUGUUGGCAGGGAAGGAUGCUGCUGCUGAGUAUGAUGAAUUGGCUGAACCUCAAGAUUUCCACGAUGACCCCGAUGUUGUUGCCUUCAGGAAAUCCAACAAAAUUGGUUUCUUCAUCAAAGUGAUCCCUCGCAAAGAGGAGGAUGCCGAUGUCACCGUUUCGUUUAAGAUCCGGCACGACUUCCGCAACCUCACUGCGCCCGUCAGGCCCAGCGAGGAGGGUGGCGGCGACACCACCACCGAGGCUAUUUGGCUCACGCACCACGUCGAGAUGAGGCUGGGACCACUUGUCCCCUAAAAGUUAAAUCACCAUUUCUUAAUAUUAUGAACAAAACUAUCAACAUUAGCAUACUGUUGAUAAGCUUUUUUGUUUUUGGGUUACUUCUUGUUUUUUUUUGUUUUUUUUAUGCCUUUGUUGCCCGUCUUACACUAAAUGAGUAGAAAGUGACAAGCGCAUCGUAGUCCAGUAAGAUACAAAUGUCAGUACAAUAUAAGUGGACUGUACCCUCUUCCAUCAGUUGCAAGUUUUAUCUAGUUAAAAGCAACCAUUUUUUCCCCCCCGACACUGUUUGCACUUCUGAUGAAAUGCACAAAACAGCAGUAGCAAGAAGUUCACAAGAAACUUGUGAGUGUAAAAAAUGAGCAUAAUGGGCGACCAUAUCAGAGAACAAUACAUGACUGCUCACACGCAGCGCCUGUCGCUUCCUCAAGACAGCAGCUUCGUACUAACCCGCAUGGAUCAUCUAUAAUAAAUAUUACAACUGUCAUUGUAUCCAGUGUUCUGCUGUACUCUGCUUUGUUCCCUUGCAAAUUGAAAAGUAACUGUUGACACUAAAACAAGCUCUGCACAAGUAGAAAUGCUUUCCCCCCCACCACCCCAACUAUAUUCCCUUUAAUUUUGCCGUCUGUGUUGUAAGCUGCUGUCACCUUUUGGUUCCAAUGAAUAAACUUCAUAAGAUGAAUGAAAAAGCAAGUUUUCUUCUGCACUGCCUAAUAAAUUGUCAA
Dunckerocampus dactyliophorus (ringed pipefish) is the source of this 2183-nucleotide messenger RNA. It is a transcript of the gene dctn4, whose product is annotated as dynactin 4. The transcript has 14 exons. Lineage: Eukaryota; Metazoa; Chordata; Actinopteri; Syngnathiformes; Syngnathidae. The coding region runs from base 64 to 1476 and encodes 470 amino acids. The record is from RefSeq and is a predicted model, not a curated record. Gene Ontology annotation, cellular component: dynactin complex.